This is a messenger RNA of Leptomonas pyrrhocoris, 9968 nucleotides long. RefSeq lists its product as hypothetical. The transcript has a single exon. The coding region runs from base 1638 to 9968 and encodes 2776 amino acids. NCBI's taxonomy places the organism in Eukaryota, Euglenozoa, Kinetoplastea, Trypanosomatida, Trypanosomatidae. The record is from RefSeq and is a predicted model, not a curated record.
AGAGCCGACGGUGGGACACAGAGAGCCUGUACCUUCGGUUUAUAGGAGCAAACGUGUUUGUUUGUUUGUUUUCCCCUCACCUUUCUUCCUCUUCGAAGCAGCAGCAGAAGCAACAACCGCGACGCCUGUGUUCGGUGUCGUUUUUUGUUGGUUUAUUGGUCUCUUUCACAGGCACCGGCGACGCUUCUCGCUGCGCUUCGUCAGAACACCCUCGCGUCGGUGCGUUUGCACUCCUUCUUGCUUCAGCAUCAUCUAUUCUCUUCUUGUUGUUGUUGUUUUUUCUCUUCUUUUAAGGGGAUCGUUGCUUUCCACCCUCCCCCGCCCGCCCCUUCUCCCAAACUGACGACAGGGAAGAACGCGGACAACCACAGCGUAGAGUACAACUUAGAAUAUUACAUUUUUACCUCUUGAAGACCGGCAUUGUUGUUCGUGCUGGUGUUUCUGUCGUCCGCAGCUGCACAGCAACAUCUGCCCUUUCCACAGCUGCAGCAGGCUUUAAAAAAGAAAAGCAGAAAACGGCGAAAGGAGAAGGCGCGGUUCAUCAUCGUUGUUGUGCCACCCCAAACGCAUCGAUUACUCCCUUUUUUUGUGAGGAAUUGAAGGCAUUGUUGUGUGUGUGUGAUUUUCCUUUCUUUUAUUCAUCGCCGUGAUUCAUCGUAUCUGCGCCUUCUCGCGAUCUUUCUCUUCUUCUUCUUACUUUACCUUUCUUCACGCUUCGGACGAGUUUGGGUUCUUUCUUGGUGCGCGGCGCGCUGUUCUUUUUAGCCUAGCUGGUUUAUUCGGGUUGAAUCUCCUCCGCCUUCGCCCCGCUCACAACGCCUUCGUACCGUUCUUCUCCAUCACGGUGUUGCUAUUCAGGCGCUUCGUCGCACAUGCUGUAGAAGAAAACACAGGCAACGGUACUGCUGUUGAUUUUUUGUUUGGUUGGCAUCACUACUAUCAUCUUCUGUUUCUGUCUUGUCCAGCUGCGACAGCUGCUGUCGUUCCUUUAGCUACUAUUUUGGGGGCCGGUUGAUUUUUUUUUUUUACUAUUCUCUUUCUUCCCUUUUUUUUCAGAUAGUACCCUUAUUGUAGUCAAACUCUCCCAAGCCUUUUAGAACGGUAAACUUGCGGAAGAGGGGAGACAGCAGUUUGAAGAAAGCCUGUGGUGCGGUGCCCAUCUGGCUGUAUGUGCGUCUGUCUGUGUUAGUGUGUAUGUGUCUGUGUGUGUGGUGACGCUUGUCUUUUUUCUGUUUGUUUGUUUCCCUUCCCCCCCCCCCCCCCGAUUUGUCUGCUCUGCUCGUUGUGCUCUUAUCGCCUUAAUCUGUUGAUACACCUCGUACUUUACUUCGUCGUCUUCCGCGUUCCAUCUUCGCGUUUUUCUUCUAAAGGUGUUGUUAUUCCCAUUGCUGAUAUUACUUCACGGAGAUCUCUGCUAUCACAGUUUUCCUCAUCUCUUUAUAUAUAUAUAUAUAUUAGUAUUAUUACUUCUUUGCUUGACUGGCUUUCCUCGUCCUUUUCUUUUUUGGAGAGAGGAAGAAGCGUGCCCCGUCAACGCUUGUAUGUGUGUGCGCACACUACUCUUCGAGAUUCUUUGUUUCUGAGAAUUUCAAUCAGCGUCAGUGCUGCGAUUAUAUUGUAUUUUUUUCGCCACGCAAAUGAAGCGUAAUAGCGUGACCGUGCAUCCGGCACCGCGCAGCUUCGAGGAACUGAAGCUCGAACGCUCCGGCGCCGGCAACACAGCCAACAACGGCAGCAGCAAUAACAGCCAUAGUGUUCAUCCGGAGGAUGAGACGGCGGGCUCCACCGUAGAAGCCACCUCGCCCCGGUCCUGCACGGACGGACCGCAGCCAUCGCACUCCUCUCCCGUCUUCGACGAGAACAUGGCAAGCUCGGCUGCCGCCACCGCCGCCCUGCGCCGCUCGAACGGAGGCGUGCGGCACCGCUACGACACGGGCGACGACGACGAGGCGGUCGUGGUGUCUGCCCCUCACUCUCUCAGCAGGGAUGCGGGUGUCCCCCUCGCACCUGCCCAAUCAGAAGCCAGCAAAGGCUCCCCAACGAGCGGCGGAGGAGGGGGGGAAGGGACGGCGCACGAGGCUCGGCGCGUUGGCAACGCGCACGGCAUCGAUCUAUCCAAGUCCCCCACCACGGCCGCGCUCGCUGCGGGUGCCAGAGCCGCCGGAGCCGCGCAGCCCUUUUUUUUCUCGCUGAAGCUGCCCUCCGCCCCGACGACGCACAUCGGGGCCGCGCGCACCGCGCCUCACCAGGCCACGACGAGCCUGGACAACAGUACCUCUUUCGACUCCCCCUACGGCAACACCACCGCGGCCGGAGAGCGACGCGACGACCGCCUCGGCGGUCACGCGUGGACGGCCUCCGUCGGCUCCCCACAUCGGUUGGACGGCGCAGCAGGCACCACGCCACGCAUCCCUAGCGCACCCAGCGCAUUCACAGCAGCAGCAGCAGCGGCGGCAGCGGCAGGAGAAGGGGAUCACAAGGGCACCGUGAGCAUCGACUCGCAGUCGUCCCCCGCCUUCUUCCCACGAGACGUCGGUCCGCUGCCCGCGACGCGGACCCGUGCGCGGAACCGGCUGCCCUCCGGCACACACAUUGGCCGCCGCCCGCGCUCCGUCGCGAACCGUCGCACCGGCGACACCGCGAGCCCUGCCCUCGCCCUCGACCUGCUCGACAGCACCGACAACGUGAAUCUUCUGUCCAGCACGGUGUACUACGGCUCGCCGGCUGCGAACGCUCUCGACACUGCAGGAGCCGCCGCUGGAGGAGGUGGGGGUGGAACAGCAGGUCGCGGUGCGCCCACCCCGACCUCAAUACCCCGCCCACGCGGGUCUUACGUGGCGAUGGGCGGGCAAGGCGUCGGCGUCGGUGGUGGUGGUGGACGCGGCGCUGGACACGCCCGCGGCGACGUUCUCCUGCCCGGCGGCACUCGCACCGCGGCGGCUGUUCCGCACCGUCGCCGCGCCGAUCCCUCGCCGGCCCCCUCCCGACCACCGCGCGCGCGCAAAGGAGCGGCGGUGAUGCGAGCGACGAACAACAGCGCGACGACGCCCGGGUCCCCGGCCCUCUGCCUCACGCCCGCCCCGACGGUCUCGCCGUCGUCGCCGCUGCAUCUGGAGCUGGCACGGACGCAGAUGAGCUCGAGUGGGCAAAGUGCGAGCGAGCACUGCGGCGUGGUGAAGCUGGUGCCGUCAGCCGUGAUUCCUUCGGCCUCCCAGCAGCGCCCCAUCCUGUCCAUUCCAAACUCCCCAGGCGCGUCCUCGCCAGUGAGCGGCAGCCUCGAGACGCGGUGCCUCUUCACGAACGAUAAGGACGCGGCGACGCCCACUACGGGCACCAACAACCGCGGCGUGGCGGCGGGUGGCAGCGCGGCGAAGCCGCCAUCUGGGCGCCUCGUCGGCGACGCUGCGGCUCUCACCCCCACUCCACGUACGAGCAUCCCCUCUCUGCGUGGGGUGGAGGUAAGCACUCCGCUGCGGCAGGAUUACUCGAAGCUGGCGGAGCGCUACAUCCAACUCUGUAGCGCCGUCGGCGAACUCCCGAAUGAGGAAUGGAUCAGCGGACUGCAGUCGACGGAGAACGAAAGCGGGCAACGUCCGCAGAGGCACAACUCGAAGAACUUCAUCGCAGCAGGCACGUUCUCCGGUGAGGCGGCCACGGGUGCAGCGGACGUGAAGGAACUGGACGUAACGCGGAUGUCGAGCAACGUACCCGUCAGCACCACAGCGGCAGCAGCAGCCAAACAAUCCACGUCGACGCCACGCGGCGCUGGCGGCGGCGCUCGUCAGCGGGGCAGCAGCACCACCGCCGCUACGCCACGCGCACGUACGCCGGUCGCGUCUCGCGCGAAGUCCCCGGGUGGUGGCACGGUCCCCUCCACCACCACCACCACGACGAAUGCGCCGGCGAAGCGCAGUGGCAGUGUCGGUCGCAUCACGACGGUGAAUCGAGCCAGCAUUCUCGGCAGCAGCAUCAGCCAGGCGCACGGCACCGGGGCGGGGCACACCCCACGUACGCGGGGCACCACGAGCGGGCGGAGCAAAGCCACUGCAGCGACGCCGACGUCGGUGCCUCCGACCCCGCGCGAGACCAUGGCGGACGUGUACGCGCAGCGGAUCUCGCGCUACUGCGCGGAGCACCUGUACCCCUACGUCGACAGCAUGAAGCACCUUCAGCAGCAGCAGCAGACCCUCGAUGAGGUGCUACAGGCGUUUCUAAACAUCGCGGCGUCCGUCAUGGUGCCGAGUGCAUCCAGCCACAACGAUAGCAACACCGCAGGAGAAGCACCGUACAAGUCGUCUGCACCGCUGCCCGUGAACCCUGCUCACCUCACCAGCACCAACCACACGAGUGUCUCCCACAGCCACCGUGGUCCCGUCGGCAGCGGAAAGGGUGUGCCAGCCGCAUCGAGCCCGGUGCCCUCCAGCCUCGGCACGACACCCCGCAAACUGAGCGCGUCUCGCAAAAGCGUCCCCUCACCUCUGCCCAACACCGCGUCUGCUGCCGCCGCUACCGCCAUCGUGAGUCGUCGCUCCGCCACGACCAAGGCCGCCUCGCUGACGGAUGGGCUGCAGAACGUGCAGGGAGCCGUUGUAGCUCUCUUGAGCGUUUUGGCCGACGGUACGCGGUUGGCGCACCGGCCCGCCACGAAUCGGCCCUCCCCGGCCAACGAAGAUGAGCUGACCAGCAGUAAAAGCCAGAGCUUCAGCAAGUUCGCCGGGCCCCUCCCGCCGAUGCACGCGGCGCUUGUUCCGCUGGGCGCCGCCAUGAUAUCGCAACAAAGCACGGUGUCCGGGGCAAACACCUGCGGCAACAACAAUAAUAAUAACAACGUUCCAUCGCCGGCUGACCGAUCGCAAACGCUGGCGCAGCUCAUCCCCACACCUUCGCCAUCCUCCAUCAAUGAAGCCGUGCCGGGCGCACCGUUUCCCACUGUCAAUGGCCCCGCGAGCAAACGAGAAGACGCGGCUCAGUCGCCGCUGAGCGGCACCGCGCACAACAGAACUCCAUCGACGAGCGCGCUGGAGGGCGGCACAGGCGGCGGCGCCUCCGCGACGAUGACGACGUUGUGUCCUCCGCCCAUUCGUUUUGUGGACUUCGUGGAGGCGCAGGAGAGGUCGAUUGCGGUGCAGCUCCGUGGGGUGUGUGAGACGGUGCGUGCGGCGCUCGGCACGCCUGCCGUGGUUGUGGGGAGUGCACGCACUGCUGCAGCGGCGGCGAAGCCGAUGAAGAACGCCGUGUCCGCAGCAGAGGAGACCCCCGCCGGGUCGCUGGUGCAGCUGGAGCACGCCGACAUGCUCGACAACCCGUUUUUCGUGCCCAACAAGUAUCUGCAGAACCUCGCCGCAACGCUCGCCAGCAGCGACACCAACAUCAACGGUGCGCACACGGACGACGAAGCAGCGGCGGAGACGCACACACCGAAGAGGCCUUCGCAGGGUGACACCAGCAGCGUCCGCAAGGGAACCAAACCAGCUGCCACUACCACGACGAAGUCCGCUAAGACGGCCACGAAGAAGGCAAAGAGCGCCAAAUCUUCUGGAGGGUUAGGAGGCGGCGGUGGCAGCAUCAGUGGUGACACCACCACCACCACAGCCGGCAGCGUCACCGGGCGCUCCUCUGCCGAGAGCACGCCGCGGCACCGCGCCAGUCUGGGCGCCUUCGCGCCACUCUUCACCGUGCAGCUGUCCACCGAAGAUGCGGCGCCGAGCGAGAACGAUAACACCGAACCGCAGCGCCGCUCGAUCAGCUCGAGCAGCACCGAGAACAACACCACGACCGGCGUGUCGGGCAACAGCGCUGCGGAGACUUUUGUCCUCCACUGCAUCCAGCCGACGACAGCGGCGGCCACCGGUCUUACGCCGCGGCGGAGUGUCGACGGCGACGUCGCUAGCGGCCGGCAGAACUCGCUGCAGUACACCGUGACCGACCUCGCCGCGGCCUCCGCCGCUAGCAUCGCCUCCAACACCGCCGCAGCGUCCUCGUCAUCGUCGCUGCUGAGCGCGACCACGGCGGAGAAGAGUGCAGGGGGGAAGACAUCGAAGCGGGCGAAGAGCGCGGGUGUCAGCAAUCGCGGCGGCGGUGCAGGGCAACGUUCCAAGUCGUCCGGGGCCUCUACACGGGUCGGCACCGCUACCACAACCACAGCAUCUGCUGCGACGGUGGCAGGUGGCGGCGGUGCGGCAUCUUCCUCCGACACCCCCCGCACCGCCCUUGUCGCGCCGUGGUUGACGCCGCAAGGUGGUCGCGGCAGCAACGCCUCCGGUGCGUCCUCCUCGGGCAAGAAGCCACGCAAGAAGUCAGGCACCGUGGUCUUGAACAGCACACUCAGCGGCAGCACCGGCGGUCUCUCCUCCACCUCGACGGCCUCCGUGGCGCACACGCGCCUCAGCGCACACGGUCAUCGCCACACGCAGACGACGACGGCGGCGCAGGUCGAGCGGCAGCGGCAGCUGGCCACGGCGUGGAAGAUGUGGAACGCGCUCGAGCACCGCUUUGUGUCGUCGCGCAAAGCGUCCGGGGCGACCCGACCGAGCACCCCCGAUGUCGCGGCGGAUGGAGAGGAGAAGGAGAAGGAGAAGGAGAAGGAGGAGAGGGAAUGCGCAGUAGAAGGUGACGCGGCGCAGCAGUUCUCACUGCGGCCGUGCUCGGCUUCACCGAUUGACACCCUCUCCACCUCGCCGCGUGUGCGGGUAGCAGGAGCCAUGACAGCAACAGCAGAUAAUAGUGACGCGUCCACCGACCACACCCUGAAGUCGGAGGGGGCGACGAGCUACUCCACGCCGCCCACCGCCAAGGCAUCGACUGCGGCGGCGACGCCUGCGCAGGGCGUGGUGGUGGAGGUGCCAGAAGUAGCGAGCACGGACGGUGCGGCGAGACCAGGCGAGGAAGACCCGGAUGCCGAAAUGCUCGUGUGCGGGGGAAAGGGAAAGAUCCCGUUCGAGUCGAUCACACACAGCCCGAAUCAACAACUAGAAGGCACCAUCAGCCCCUCCGGCACCGCCGUCUUCGGCCAGCAGUCGGCGGCGGUCGGCGGUGGGGACGCGGAGGACGAGGGUGACGGAAACACCGGCCUCAGCGCCACCUGCGCACGCAUCGCGGAGAACAUGUCUAUCCUGUCCAGCGGGCCGUGUGUGCCCCGCCGGCUUGACUUGGAGGAGACGACCGCGCUGCCGACGCAGAGCGACCUGCCCACGGAGUCGGCGAGUCAGCAGUCGAGUGCGACCAUCGCACCGCACACCCUGUCCGUGACGAUGGCGCAGGAUGAAGUUCUCGCCUCGGCAUCCGCGCUGACGUCCGCGGAGACUCUCGACCACUCUGCAGCGACCCCGCUGCGCGUGACCACGGUAGAGGAGGAAAAGGCAGCGCAGCACAUAGUGGAUUGGUGGGUGCUCGUGCGAGAGCGGCGGCGAAGCGUGGCACAGGUGCGUGCCGCCCACGCCGUCGCCAACGAGCGGCAGCACCGUAAAGUAAUGGAGGGGCGUGUGCGUCACUUCCUUCUUCGGUGUGUCUGCCGGUUGAGGUUGCGUCGUCGCGCGCGUGACGCGGCGGACGUCGUCGAGACGCGCAGGAGCAGUAGUAGCAAUAAACAAAAGCCGAUCGAGUCGGUGGUCUCUCCUUUCCUGGCCACAUUAAGCCCCACCGUGGCCGCGACGAGUCGUGAGAAGUUCCUGCGUUCGAAGGAGCAACGAAGGGCGCUGGCCGCUGGUGGGGCGUCCGCCGCGGUCGCAACACCCGCCACUUCAGGCUCGUCCCUUACGAGUAAAGAUGGCAAGGAUAGUGGUGGUGUCGGUCCGAUCCCGCCGCUGCCGCUCGUCGCCAGCGGCAUCUCGACCUUCGCGAUGGGCACGUACGAGUCGGACAGCAGCUUCACCGUAGCCGCGAUCCACCGCCUGCUGCACGCCCCGCCGUCGCUGCUGCACGCCACAUGCACGGUGGCCUUGCACUACCCAACCCACCCGCCGAUGGCGUACUUGGACAACACAACUCGCGCCAAGUCGAACGAGGUAGUCGACGAGGCGGAGCGGCAGCAGAGCGAGGCCCCGCCCGCGGCAGAGGCACGUCUUGGAGCUGGUGCCUCGAGCACCUACGCGAGCCGCAGCAACGGUGCCAGCACGGCGCCGCACGAGAGACUGUGGCGCAUGAAGGGCGUCUGCUUUGUGCGCCUCCGCGACCUCCGCGAGUACCCGUGCGGGGAGUACGCCGCCCGCAUCCCGCCCCGCACCGUUUCCGCGGCGAUGGACGGCCCCUCCGUCAGCGUCGCCGGUGUCGGCGUCACACCGCUGGACGUCACCGUCAACGCCCUCGUCACCUCUUACCGCGGCGGCAGUCGGCAGCAAACGAGCGCGACGACGCUGUUCAUCCCUGCCACGAUGCGGUACGACAGCGUGGUGGACCCAGAUGAGCUGCACCACCGCAAGCCGGUUUCGAAGUCCUUCCUUCGACCCUUUGAGCAGUGGGGCAUGGCCUACCACCUCAACUCGCGCGUCUUCUGCGCCGCGGCCAUCUAUGCCUGGCAGCUCAUCUUCAGCCACACCCCGUUUGACGACGCGAAGCAGCGGGAGCUGCCCACGCGGGAGGAGCGGCAGGUCCGACUGGAGCGGGUGGCGGACCGGAACGACAUCAUCCUCGACUGCUACGGCGUGCGCAGCGAGCGGGAGUGGAUGCGGGAGGCGACGAAGGACUUGUCUUUUGUCGGUCAGAUCUACGUGCCCCACUACCCCGACGACGACCCGGCGCAGGAGAAGGAAUGCCGGUGCAACUACGAUUUCGUGAAGGAUUUCCUGUUCCAGUGCUUCCCGAACAUCAACAAGCUGAGCGAGAUUCCUGACUUUCUCGUAGGCGCCGGGAUUUACUUCGUGCUGAAGGAAGUGUUCCACAUGAGCAAGGACGCCCCGUUAACGCGGCGGCUGCAGAAGUACGUGCCGCACAUCUUGGUGAAGGCCGGCGAGGACUACCUGCACGCCAUCACGCCCGCCUCCUCGCCGCUUUACGCCGGCGCCGACGACGUGGGCAGCGACGAGGACGCGGAUGAGGACGAGAACGACGCAGACGCCGGCCCUCCCCUCGGCCGGGCGAUCACUGUGACGUCCGCCGCCCCCACCUCGCUCGCCACCCCACGGGCGACAGACUACGGCAAAGGCGGCAACGGCCUGUCGGGUCUCCAGCGCGCCGCCUUGAACCGCUAUGAGCAGCUGCGGCAGCUUUAUCACCUCAGCUACGGCAUGCUGGACGAGGAGGAGCGGGCGGCGUGUGCGUGGGGCGGGGUGCCGCUGCGUGACAAGAUCGCGGUCAUCCAAGCCCCCGCCCUGUCCCUUCGCCCACCUUCGGGCACUACGCUUCCGGACAACGACAAGAUUAAAAGCCUCGCCAACGACGAUCGAUACGCGUCGGAGGAGGCGGCCUUCAUCACGACCCCGAUGCGACGGUUCAUGGCGCACAGCGGCGCCGGUCCGGUGACGCCGCUGCGGGCUACGCCGACCACCACCGCGCUCAGCUCCGCUUUCAACACCCCAGCUGCCAUGCGGGAAGGACCACGCCGCCGCGGCAGCAGCAGCAAUAAUAGUGUCGGCACCGCCGCCGCCAACAACAGGUCCACGUCGGCCCCCGCACCGUCGUCGCCGAAGCAUACGCUUCCUCCCCGUGAGUCGGAUAUCCAGCUUGCACACGUGCCGCAUCGACUGCUGCGCUCGUCCGCCGCAGAUGCGCAGUUUGUGCGCGAGUUUGCAGAGGAGGUCAGCAAGUCCGUGCGCCGCAUCGUGGAUAGCGUCGCGGGGUGCGCCAACGACCUCUCGCUGAACGCCACCGACCUGCCCGCGGCGUUGACGGCGGCGGCGGACGUGCACGAUGCACUGGAUAUCGCCUACCCGGAUCACUUUCUGGUGAAGCUGAGUGAGAUGUUGGCGUUUGAGCUCUACGGGUUGAAGCUGUCGUUGGGCAGCUGCGAAGACCUGGAUUCGACAACUUCGUAA